AUGAAAAAUCAAAGCUGUGUGACAGAGUUUGUUCUAUUGGGGCUUUCACAAAACCCAAAUAGCCAAACAAUAAUAUUUGUUGUAUUUUUGCUUACCUACAUUGCAACUGUUGGGGGCAAUUUGCUAAUUGUAGUGACCAUCAGCAGCAGCUUGGCACUCCUGGGCUCCCCCAUGUACUUCUUUCUGGCUUUCCUGUCCUUCCUGGAUGCGUGCUUUUCCUCUGUGAUCGCUCCAAAGAUGAUUGUGGACUCCCUCUAUGAGAGGAAAACCAUCUCCUUUGAGGGCUGCAUGACACAGCUCUUUACUGAGCACUUCUUUCCUGGAGUAGAGGUGAUUGUCCUCACAGCCAUGGCCUAUGAUCGUUAUGUGGCCAUUUGCAAGCCAUUGCACUACCCCUUUGUCAUGACCUGGAGGUUCUGUGGCAUUCUGAUGGUGGUAGCCUGGACAGGUGGCUUCUUGCAUUCUGUAAUACAAAUUCUCUUUAUAUUUCAGCUGCCCUUUUGUGGCCCCAAUGUCGUUGAUCACUUCAUGUGUGAUUUAUACCCAUUAUUGGCUCUUGCCUGCACUGACACUCAUAUCCUUGGCUUUUUUGUUGUUGCAAAUAGUGGGUUAAUCUGCAUCAUAAACUUCUCAUUGUUGCUUAUCUCCUAUUGUGUCAUCUUGGUCUCCCUGAGAACCCAUAGCUCUGAAGGUCGAAGGAAAGCUCUCUCAACCUGUGGAUCUCACAUUGCUGUUGUGGUUUUGUUCUUUGUCCCAUGCAUAUUUGUGUAUGCGCGACCUCCAUCUACUUUCUCCUUUGAAAAGAUUGUGGCCAUAUUUUCUACCCUCCUAACUCCCUUGUUCAAUCCUAUGAUUUACACGUUCAGGAAUAAGGAAGUAAAAAAUGCCAUGAGGAAGUUGUGGACCAGACUGGUGGUGGUUUCUGAUGAAAAAUAA
This is a messenger RNA of Loxodonta africana (African savanna elephant), 936 nucleotides long. RefSeq names its product olfactory receptor 4C15-like. The coding region runs from base 1 to 936 and encodes 311 amino acids. Gene Ontology annotation, molecular function: G protein-coupled receptor activity; olfactory receptor activity. The transcript has a single exon. Gene Ontology annotation, cellular component: plasma membrane. Gene Ontology annotation, biological process: G protein-coupled receptor signaling pathway. The record is from RefSeq and is a predicted model, not a curated record. NCBI's taxonomy places the organism in Eukaryota, Metazoa, Chordata, Mammalia, Proboscidea, Elephantidae.